This is a messenger RNA of Ceraceosorus bombacis, 723 nucleotides long. NCBI's taxonomy places the organism in Eukaryota, Fungi, Basidiomycota, Exobasidiomycetes, Ceraceosorales, Ceraceosoraceae. The record is from the annotation of a GenBank genome assembly.
UUGGUAUCGCUUGCAUAGGUACCCCGUUGGUUGUCCAGUUGCGAACAGACGGGAGCGGGCGUUUGCGCGCCUGCCCAAUUCUCCCCGCGCUGGAAACCACUAAAGGCCCACUUUCCCCUGUCUUUUCUGCAAGACCGUUAAUCAGGUGGCAAACCACUGCGACGCCGGCGUCAGCAACUCUGCGUCAAGAACAUACUAGAUGUCGCUUAUCCUUGAGGCUGAGUAUCAGCUCCAACCUUCACGCGGAGGUCGUGAGUCUGCCCUAUAACGAUCGCGGCGCUCUUGCCACCACAUGCUCGUAAGCCCAAAAUCCAGCAAUACGGACUAUAUCGCGCCACGAAAGACAAGUGUCAGAAUCCUGCGAGCUGCAAAUGCGACGGGUCUUGCACAACGCGAGAGCUCCCGCCACCGACGACGGAGAAUUGGCGUUCCGCUAUCCUGGCCGCCCGCCACGACUUCAGUGGCACUCAUGUUCGCCACAGGAUACACUGUGACUGAAAGCGUUGACAAAGCUGGCGAGCGAAUCGGACGUGCAAUGGAGCCUUCAAAUAUCAGGCAGAUGCGAGUGUUGCUCCUCGGCCCGACUCACCUCUCGCGUUCUUCACAAAUGCUGCUGGAAAGCAACCUCUGAUCAGGCCAACAGCAAGACCGCUGGCCAGAGGUUGAAGUGGUGCAUCAGCAAUACAAGUCUCGCCUACGCGUGCAGCUGGCCGGCGAAUUACU